This is a messenger RNA of Mesorhabditis belari, 1983 nucleotides long. NCBI's taxonomy places the organism in Eukaryota, Metazoa, Nematoda, Chromadorea, Rhabditida, Rhabditidae. The record is from the annotation of a GenBank genome assembly.
AUGCAAAAUGUGAACGUUGAUUUGGCGGUUCGAAUCUUUCGCCAUAUCGGCGAGGUUUCGAUGGUUUGGGCACUCGAUGAGGUCAAUGAUAUGGAGGAGAAAACGCUAGUGGCUGGGCAUUUAGCCCUUUUGAUUGAGGACUUCGAUGCGGCAGAGAAAAACUUUUUGAACAGUUCGCAACCGUUGGAAGCACUGGAUAUGAGAAGAGAUCUCCUGCAUUGGCCAAAAGCGUUACAAUUAGCGCAGAAAUUCGCGAAAGAUCAAAUCCCAUUCAUUUCAAAGGAAUACGCUCAACAAUUGGAAUUUAUGGGCGAUUACUCAACAGCAAUGCAGCAUUAUACAGACGGGAUUCUGGAUGAAGAGGAAACGGAAGAGAUCUUGGAGCACAACGAUGUGUGUCGAUCGGGUGUUGCGAGAAUGGCCAUUCGAAUCGGCGACAUUAGACGCGGCAUUCAACUCGCCUCAAAAAUCGAGGGACGAGCGGUGAAAAAGGAGUGCGCAAUGAUUUUGGAGCAACUGAAGCAAUUCAACGAUGCUGUUCAAGUGUACGAGAUUGGUCAAUUCUACGAUCGAGCCGCUGCAGCUGCACUUAAAGCAAAGAAUUGGUCAAAAGUCAACGAGUUGUUGCCAAAAGUUCGCUCUCCGAAAAUCCAUGCACAAUAUGGGAGAGUGAUGGAAGGGGAAAAGAAAUAUAAAGAAGCGGCAAUGGCUUACAAAAAUGCAAAAGACUACGAUAAUUUGGUGAGAGUGUUGCUCGAUCAUUUAAAUCUGGCUGACGAGGCGGUGCGAGUCGUAAGGGAAAGUCGAUCGGUUGAAGGAGCAAAACAUGUCGCGAAAUUCUUCACGAAACUCGGCGAUCACACAUCAGCUAUUCAAUUUCUCGUUUUGUCACAAUGUCAACAAGAAGCUUACCAAUUGGCUGAGCAAACAGGGAAGAUGGAGGAUUACGCGGAAGCGCUGGGAGAUACAGCCACGAUUGAACAAUAUGCUCAAGUUGCUGAACAUUUCGCUACCCAGGGUAGCACGCUUCUCGCCGGCAUCUAUCACUUCAAAGCUGGGCACUAUUCAGUGUCUAUGGACUAUUUAUUGUCUCUUGGUGAGAAUCAUGAAGCAUUGCGAACAGCAAUCGAAUGUGUCGCCGAAGCUGGAGAUCAAGGACUCGUUCAUCGACUCACGCAAUUCCUUCUUGGCGAAACCGAUCAAAUACCAAAAGAUGCAAAAUAUCUCUUCCGAAUGUAUGUAGCUUUGAAUAUGACGAGAGAGGCUGCGCGAACAGCCGUUGUAAUCGCUAGAGAUGAGCAAAGUCGUGGAAAUUAUAAAGUGGCUCGAGAUUUGCUUUACGCAAUGUAUCAAGACCUGCAAGAGAAAAACAUUGCCGUUCCAUUGGAAAUGCAGCAGAGUCUAAUGCUCAUUCAUUCAUAUCUCAUCGUGAAGAAUCUAAUUCGACGCGAUGAAACUCUUAAAGCAGCGAGAAUGUUGAUUCGAGUCGCACAAAAUAUUAGCCGAUUCUCAACACAUUCGGUAUCGAUUCUCACAUCUGCUGUCGUGAUUUGCACAAAAGCUGGGCUAAAAGGAGCCGCUCACCGAUACGCCGUUCAGUUGAUGCAACCGGAGAAUCGGAAUCGAAUCGAUGCCAAGUAUCGGAAGAAAAUCGAGCAAUUAGUCAGAAAAGCGGACAAACCAUCGGAUGGUGAGGAGCCGAAAGCGUCUUGUCCUUAUUGCAAACAUCCUGUCAUUGAGACCGAGCUCAUGUGUGCAAUGUGCAAAAACACGAUUCCCUAUUGUGUGAUUACGGGUCGUCAUGUUGUAGCUGAAGACUUUGCGGUUUGUGAUGGCUGCAAAUUUCCCGGGUACUUCACCGAGUUCAAGAGACUAGCAGCCAUUGGCGAAACAUGUCCAAUGUGUGGUGGGAAUUGUGGCCAAGUGAUGCCCUCGGAUUGGGAGACUUUCAUCGCUAGUACUCGCACGAAAAAGGAUGAACUU